UCAUCACAUCUUUUCUAGUUUGAUACACAAACAAAAGAAAAACAAUGAAGUCCCUUCUUUUAGGAUCUACCUCAGCCGAGCAACAUGGGCGGUAUGAUACUGUAGAAAGUAUCAUUACCGAAAGCCUAUUCAAUCAAAUGCUUAAAUAUUCUACCGACUCUCAAUGUCCUAGUAAUGGAUUCUAUACCUAUAAUGCUUUCAUUACCGCUGCUCAAUCCUUUCCUGGCUUUGGUACCACGGGAAAUAUCGUUACUCGUAAGAGAGAGCUUGCAGCCUUUUUUGGUCAAACUUCUCAUGAGACUACUGGAGGAUGGGCUUCUGCACCUGAUGGUCCAUAUGCGUGGGGAUAUUGUUUCAUAAGGGAGAGAAAUCAAGAUGUGUAUUGCACACCUAGCGACCAAUGGCCAUGUGUUGCUGGUCAGAAAUACUAUGGUCGUGGACCAAUGCAACUAACUCACAACUACAACUACGGGCUAGUAGGAAAUGCACUAGGUUUGGAUUUGCUAAGCAACCCUGAUUUGGUAGCCACAGAUGCUAUUAUAUCAUUCCAGGCAGCCAUUUGGUUUUGGAUGACACCACAAGGAAACAAACCAUCCUGUCACGAUGUUAUUACCGGCAAUUGGCAACCUUCGAGCAUCGACAGAGCUGCCGGAAGAGUCCCUGGCUAUGGUGUCAUCACCAAUAUCAUUAACGGUGGACUCGAAUGUGGACAUGGCCCCGACUCUAGAGUUGAGGAUCGAAUUGGAUUUUACAAACGAUAUUGCGACAUGUUGGGUAUUGGUUAUGGCAGAAACUUAGAUUGCAACAAUCAACGGUCUUUCUAAAUUAAAACAUUUAUUUACACUUAUAAUUAAUACUAUGCAAUAUAAUAAAUGGUCUUUUUUUGUUGUUAUAAUUGUAAAAGAUCACUAGUAUGUGUGUGUGUUAUUAGUCAUGGUAUCUUUCAAUAAAGAGGAGAAUUAUAUAUUCACCUUUUCCAAUUUGUAUGCAAUUUUAUGGAAAUUGUAAGAAAUAACACUCGAAGUGUAUUCUAUUUCUUUUCCUAAAA
This is a messenger RNA of Cucumis sativus (cucumber), 1048 nucleotides long. RefSeq names its product endochitinase-like. Gene Ontology annotation, molecular function: chitinase activity. The record is from RefSeq and is a predicted model, not a curated record. The transcript has 3 exons. Gene Ontology annotation, biological process: chitin catabolic process; cell wall macromolecule catabolic process; defense response to fungus. The coding region runs from base 45 to 824 and encodes 259 amino acids. NCBI's taxonomy places the organism in Eukaryota, Viridiplantae, Streptophyta, Magnoliopsida, Cucurbitales, Cucurbitaceae.